GAAAUUCAAUUUCACCAGUAUCAGUAAUAAGUACCCAUCUGCAAUGUUAUGAAAUAACGCUGAUUAUUUUUUGUCCCAAUAAAUCGUGUCUAGUAUAAACAGUUGUCUAGAAAUAAAACCAGUUUCAUUGAAACAUUAACACUGGAAAGUAGUAAUCGCCGUUUGUGUUCGACCGGAACUAUGGAAGAGCAGGAAGAAGAUUUGGAAAUGGGAUUCGGCCUGUUUGAUGAUUAUCCCGAAGUAAAACCAUGCCGGAAACAAAUUGACGCGUUCGAAGCUACGGGACAACGGAAAUUGGAUGACACCCCGAUCAACAUCUAUGAACCGGUGAAGGGAGGAACUUAUCUACACUGCGCUAUCCGAAAAGGUGACCAAUCACUGAUUGAUACAUACGUGGCUGCUUAUCAGACGGACUUCGAUAAAAUAAAGUGCUAUUUGAUAAAGAAGUACCAGUGGAACGCGGGAGAUAAAAUUUGGCUGAGGAAGCAUAAUUUGAUUGCGGUAGGAGAAGAGCAAUGCAGACGUUGUAAGGAGUUGGAGGUGAACUCUGGGAAGGAUAAUGACAUGAAAAAUGCUGUAUUUGUCUGUUUGCAAACUCCAAUCGAUGGUGAAGAAGUGGCAAUUAUUCAUGCAGAUGAGCAUAAUCGACUUGUAGUUUGUAAAACAGUAAGAGAGCUGCUUCCAAAUGGCAUUCUAUCGUGGAACUAUACUGGCGCCAAGAAAGAUCCAUACCAAAGAGGUGAAACUUUUAUAGAACUAGCAGCUUCACUUGGAAAAAAUACCGUCGUCUCAAAGUUGUAUGAAUUCGGAGCAGCGCUUAGUCUACCGGAUCACUGUCCUCUGUUGGCCGCAUGUGCGAAUCAUCGUAAGGACACGAUCCGUUGGCUGUUAACUGAACAUUUCGACGACUUCGAUUGCACACAAAGAAAUUCCAAUCAAAUGAAUGCAUUCUUAGUCCUCAUGCAAAGGAAUCAUACAGAGAUCAUUGAUUUCGUAAUGCAGAAAAUGAUAAACUAUCGAAUGAAGUAUUAUAAUGAAGCUGAGUCGGAAGCAUUUAAGAGGAUAUUCCAUUACGAGAAUCCAGAGCUUAGCAGCUUGUCAAGCCUGACUUAUUUGCGAAAUGGACCAAUGCGAGGUAAAAUAGCAGAGUACAUCACACACUAUAAGCUGGAUUUAUCAUAUCAAUGGAAAGAUGUAACCAUUCUUGUCUGUUUGAUGUGUAGAAAUAUUGCAGUAGACUACUGUUGGUCAGAAAUUCGUAAAAACCCAAAACUUUUGGGAUUGAUAGCGUACAAUGAUACUACAGUACUUCACGAGCUCAUUCGUAUGGGUAAGAUUGACAAUUUGCCAGAAACUUACCGAUUACACCCAGAAGUGAAGCAAUUUUACGAGAACGAUGGAGGAAUCAACCUCCUAAGGGAGAUGUUUUCCAGCGAACGGCUUGAAUCACUGACGUUUAUUUUGGAGAACCACAAGAAGUUUUUGCUGAACAAUUUGGACAAGUUGAGGGAAAAUGUGGUGUUUUGCAGUUAUAACAAUCUAGAGUUUUAUUGGAAAAAUGGGGAUAUACUGGCGGAACAUUUUCCUAUGCUGGCAGCGGAGAUCAAAGAAGAGAAACAGAAAGAUCCAGAAAUCUAUCCAGGCCAUGAUCUUCAAGUAGCAUUCCAUAAUUUCGAUUUGGAGUUCAACAAAUCUUCGAUCGUAGGGAAGGACAAAACUCUACCACUAAGUAGCAUCAAAGGCAUCAAAGGUCUUACUUUGCUCCAUUUUGCCGUUGAUAAGGACAACAGAUCUUGGUUCAUCGACUUGCUGAAUGCUGGUUGUGACAUUGACGCCAAGGAUGACGAAGGAAAUCUGCCGAUCCAUUACGUUCGAAGCCUAGAUAUGUUCAACCUUAUUAUCGAAAAACAUCCCGAGGGACCAUCCUUGGUGCAUCGAACCAACUCCGAGGGGUACACAGUCCUGCAUAAGGUUUGCUCUCUACGAAUGGAUCGAAAUCUCUUGUGUUCUUUAUUGGAAAGGGUCAUUGAGUGCGGUGCAAAUGUCAAUCAGCUCACUGAAAAAGGCGAAUCUACCGCAUUUAUGAUUGGCAGUUGCACAGGUCUUGAUAUCCUUAGGAAACAUAACGUUGAUCUAGAAGUCGUUAACAACGAAGGGAACAACGCUCUGGACUGCCAUUUGCGUCAUAGAAAUGUUUGCAUGGGCAAUGCACUGUUACCUUUGAUGCACAAGCUGCCUUCAUUCAAAAACCACGCCCAUAAAUACUUGGAAUGUUUUUUGGCGUCCACUCGGGACUUCUUCAGUUGUGACUACCAGUCCUUCCUGGAAAGUAACCCUGAGACCACCAAGAUCAUAUUUGAUUCCCUGUACAAGUAUUCGCCAGAGGAAGCUUCUCGUCUGUUUUGUAAAGCUUGUGGAAGUGCUCACAUUUUCAUCACAGAAAAAUUUUUGGAGUUCGAUUACGAUCUGGACUACAAUUACAAAGAUGACUACGAUUAUACCCCGAUCAUUGGAUUGUGCAGCUACAUGGAACGUCCGAAUGUACACUUGAUGAGGAAGUUACUCGAGAAAGGUGUGGAUUUAGAUCAUCGUAAUCAAUGGGGACGAAACGCACUGUUGGUGCUGAUUAAUGGAUUCAGAUCUGCUAGAUGGUACGGGCAUGAUGUUGGAUCUGUACAACUUUUGCUGGAUCAUGGAGCACAGAUCAACAGUAGUGACGACGAUGGAAACACGGCUUUGCAUUAUGCCUUUAUGAAUGAAGAUUGGGAGUUGGUGGAGAUGUUGGUUGAAAACGGUGCGGAUUUGUCGGCAAAGAAUAAGGAAGGAAAAAUUCCUUUGGAAACGACUUCAUUGAUGUAUCGGGAAUUGUUCGGGUUUAUGCAAUAGAAAAGCUGUAUCUGUGAUAAAAUGUAUUUUUAGAUAUGUAAAUAUAAAUCUUUUCAUAGUUUCGAGAGAAAUCAUAUAUUUAUCUAGCUAUUACUUAUAUUUUAUUUUGAAAUAAUGUUUUAUGUUCAACAUAACUAACAUUUUAUUUUUGAUUUCAACUGUAAUUGAGCAAAUACUAGACAACAAACAAGCAUGCACCAACGCACAGUGCAUAUUUCCG
Molecule: messenger RNA, 3106 nt
Organism: Aedes aegypti (yellow fever mosquito)
Lineage: Eukaryota; Metazoa; Arthropoda; Insecta; Diptera; Culicidae
Exons: 2
Coding region: 181-2886 (901 amino acids)
Molecular function (GO): protein binding
Source: RefSeq, a predicted model, not a curated record